GGAUGGCCAGGUGCAGAGGGGAUGGCACUCGGCUGCCUGCCGGGAGACUUUGCGCGAGUUGCUUCUCCAAACCUCAGUUCCUCUUCUGAAAAGUGGGAUCUCACAGGCCACUGUGCGUGCGUGCGUGCGUGCGUGAGCAAGCUUCCUCAGGCAGCACGGCCCCUUGGCGCCCACCGCCUGCCUGCAUCCCAGCGCCAAGGGGCUCAUCUGCCGGGGAAUCUAGACUGAUAUCCCAGGACCUCACCCUGCAAAGGAACGUGGUCCCUGAGGAAGGGGGCGGACAUUCUCAUCCUAGCCGACAGCGCUUCCCUAGGGAGAGGGGUACCCUCCCCCCACUUCCUUCUCUUCUUCCUCCAUCAUCUCUUACCCGGAGCAGAGGGAGAGGGAAGAACGCGGCCGGGCGCUGAACUGUUACUUCUCUGCUUGUCUCUAUGGUUUCGGUGGCUUUGGGGCAAGUUAUUUAAACACUCGCGCCUCAGUUUUCUCAUCUGCAAAAUGGAAUGGAGAGAAGUACUGGCACCUUUCUUGCAGUGCAGUAAGCAGGAGAGCAUCCGUGUAAGAAACCUACCACAGUCCUGGCGUGCUGUGGGGGCCCGGGCAACCUGAGCCCCCCCCACCCCCACUCCGGACGUGGUCCAGGCAGCCCCAGUCCCUCAGCCUCCUCAGCCCUCACAUCAGAUGGAGUCGGGUUCUCCGUGAGGCUGUGGGCGUGCACAUCUCGGGGGCCUGCACACCUGCGAGGCUGGCUUCUCCAGCGAUUCCCGGAAUAGCUGCUCAGGCAGCAUCUGUCCCCGGAGUGCACGGCCCAGUGAACAAAUGAAUGAACAGGCGGGGCUUCCUGGGGCUCCCACCAGGCCGGGAGGGGUCUCUGCGGGAGGCCCAGCAGGUAGUUCCUCCUGCGCUGCGCUCCCCGCUGGGCUCCCCGCUCUUAUCUUAGUUCCUCUUCAACCAUCAGAGGAGGGGCCGCCUCCAUUAUUUACCGUCAACACACCCAACCGGCCGCCACUGUGGGAGCAAAGGGCCCCAAGGAGACUGCAGAGACACAAGGGCAGCGCCCAGCAUGUUGGCCAACGUCACGGCGAAGCCGCUCUGCCCGCUCCUGGAGCACAUGAGCCGCCUCCAGAGCCACAGCAACUCCAGCAUCCGCUACAUGGACCACGCGUCGGCGCUGCUGCACGGGCUGGCGUCGCUGCUGGGCCUGGCGGAGAACGGCCUGGUGCUCUUCCUGGUGGGCUGCCGCAUGCGCCAGACCGUGGUCACCACCUGGGUGCUGCACCUGGCGCUGUCCGACCUGCUGGCCGCCGCCAGCCUGCCCUUCUUCACCUACUUCCUGGCCGUGGGCCACUCGUGGGAGCUGGGCACCACCUUCUGCAAGCUGCACUCCUCCGUCUUCUUCCUCAACAUGUUCGCGAGCGGCUUCCUGCUCAGCGCCAUCAGCCUGGACCGCUGCCUGCAGGCGCUGCGGCCCGUGUGGGCGCAGAACCACCGCACGGUGGCGGCGGCCCACAAGGUGUGCCUGGCGCUCUGGGCCCUGGCGGCGCUCAACACGGUGCCCUACUACGUGUUCCGGGACACCAUCCCACGGCGGGACGGGCGCGUCAUGUGCUACUACAACCUGCUGCUCCUCAACCCCGGGCCCGACCACGACGCCACGUGCAACGCGCGCCAGGUGGCCCUGGCCGUCAGCAAGUUCCUGCUGGCCUUCCUGGCGCCGCUGGCCAUCAUCGCCGCCAGCCACCUGGCCGUGAGCGCGCAGCUGCGCCACCGCGGCCGCCGGCGCUCGGGCCGCUUCGUGCGCCUGGUGGCGGCCGUGGUGGCGGCCUUCGCGCUCUGCUGGGGGCCCUACCACGUCUUCAGCCUCCUGGAGGCGCGCUCGCACGGCGACCCGGCGCUGCGGCCGCUGGUGUGGCGCGGGCUGCCCUUCGUCACCAGCCUGGCCUUCUUCAACAGCGUGGUCAACCCGCUGCUCUACGUGCUCACCUGCCCCGACAUGCUGCGCAAGCUGCGGCGCUCCCUGCGCAGCGUCCUGGAGAGCGUGCUGGUGGAGGACGGCGAGCUGGGCGCGGGCAGCCGCCGCCGCUCCUCCUCCGCCGCCCCCGCCCCGCGCGCCCCCCGCGCCCCCCGCCCUGCGCGCCUGCUGGGCUGGCUGCGCGGAGUCCGCGCGGCGCCGCCCGCGAAGGGCCGGGGACCCCAGGAGAGGGGCCCCCUGAACCGGGAGCUGAGCAACACCUCGGAUUAGAGGCGCGGCCGGCAUCGCCGUCCCCCUGCAAGGCACCAGCGCAGGCAUCCGGGAGGCACGGGCGUUAAAAUGCAGAUCCCCGGCCGCGGCCGCGGAGAGCGUGUCCCAGGGGCAGGCCCGGGAGUCUGCAUUUUAAAGUGCCCGCGUGGCUCAGCGAAGCCUUUUCAGCAACAGCCACGCACACCCCCCUGCGCGCCGCCUAGGGACCCCCAUGCAGUCUGCCAGCAGCCGGGCGGGCGCUGAGAUCUGCGUUGCUAACAAGCCCAGGAGGCCAUGUCCCAGUCGGUGCCCCUGGUCCACCCACCACGUGGGGCUAAGAUCCUAAGACUCCUCCAACUAGGGCAGGACGCCCUACAGACACAGGGCGUGAAUCCUUGGAGCUCAACUUUACCAGGUUUGGGAGGAGGGGGCGGGUUCUUUUACAGAAACCAGUGAGGUGGUUUUGGAGCAGAGGAGUAAGGUUGGAAGCCCUGUUCCAGUCUAGGGCUGAGGAGCAAUGUUGAGCCGGGCGCCCUGCCCACAUUCUGGAGGACAGGUCCUCUCAGCCGUUGCUACAGACGCGCAAAUGGAGGUGCAGGGAGGUGUGACCUGCCCAGAGCAGAGUCCGCCCACUGACCACCGCGCUCACUUGCUUAGUUACUAUGUAGCGGUGAGAGCACAGCCUGGCACCCCAGCUGAUGGAGACGGUGACUGUGGGGGCCCAUCUCCACCCGCUGGCCCAGCAUUGUUCAGUGUUAAAGGUGGAGAAGCAAAGGGGAGCUGAGGUCAGUGUGGGAACUAGCCAUGUUCAGUGGGUGUCUUCAAGGAUGCUCCUCAGUCUGGAGCACAGCAUGUGCACAGCAGCUGCAGGUCACAGCCCGUAUCCCUAGCUAACGUGCACCUCUGGGUGCCUGCUGUCCCAUGGCACGCUGCGCGGGCAAUGCUGGUCACCCAAGAGCCUUGCAGCGCCCACCUCCGACCACACAGGGGCCUGUGUGCCCAGGACAGCGGGUCUCCUUCCUCCGCCUGCCGGGGACUCGAGGUCAGACCGCACAUUCGACUCUGCAUCCCGGGGCCUGGCGCAGAGCUGGUGCCAACACGUUUGGGGGCAAAGCAUUAGUGGAAGAGCCCAUGCUCCCUGUGCCACCCCCUGGCUGGGCCCCUGGAGUCGGGCAGGUUUACUGCUCACUCCCAGGACAGGCAGGGCAGCCCACAGCAGGUGCCUGGCAAACUGAAGAGCCGCUGUACAGCUGACAGACAUCCGUAGGAACCUCUCGCCCAGGCCCCUCCCGCUUUAGUCACUGCACUGCUGCCACCUGCCGCGUAAUACACUGUUUAUUGUUCGCUCCGUGGGAGUGAGAGCUCCUGGGCUGCGACUCAUCUGCAUUCCCUGGCACCUGUGCUGUGCCUGUAUACAGCAGGUGCUCAAUAAAUAUGCUUGUAGACUGGA
Myotis myotis is the source of this 3668-nucleotide messenger RNA. RefSeq names its product prostaglandin D2 receptor 2 (gene PTGDR2). Gene Ontology annotation, cellular component: plasma membrane. NCBI's taxonomy places the organism in Eukaryota, Metazoa, Chordata, Mammalia, Chiroptera, Vespertilionidae. Bases 1061 to 2239 code for a protein of 392 amino acids. Gene Ontology annotation, biological process: complement receptor mediated signaling pathway; inflammatory response; phospholipase C-activating G protein-coupled receptor signaling pathway. The record is from RefSeq and is a predicted model, not a curated record. The transcript has 2 exons. Gene Ontology annotation, molecular function: G protein-coupled receptor activity; complement receptor activity.